Canis lupus familiaris (dog) is the source of this 1111-nucleotide messenger RNA. RefSeq names its product gap junction beta-6 protein-like. The transcript is spliced from 2 exons. The record is from RefSeq and is a predicted model, not a curated record. Gene Ontology annotation, biological process: cell communication. The coding region runs from base 205 to 924 and encodes 239 amino acids. Gene Ontology annotation, cellular component: connexin complex. NCBI's taxonomy places the organism in Eukaryota, Metazoa, Chordata, Mammalia, Carnivora, Canidae.
UCUGAAAAUCUGAAGAGGAGUAUUGUUGGUUAGCUUUUCCAGAAGCAGAUGUUGAGAUACAGUUGAGUGUACAAAUCAUUUAUUAAGGAUUAAUGUCUCUGAAAGGAAGCAAAGGGGCAGGGGUGUGAAAAACAAGAUGGAAUAAAGGAAGAAGUUAAACUAUGAUGCAGGCACUCCCAAAAUCUCAACCAUCUUGAUUCCAAGAUGGCUGAGAGUACUAAGUUUUGGAGUAUGGCCCCUAUCAUACUGAAGAUGAGCAAAGACCCCACAAACUUCUACAUAGGGCGACCACUGUGGUUCAGCAUUACUUUUCUCUAUAUUUCGGUUGUGUAUGUAGUGCAAAACAUCUGGUUUGAUCUGGUUCAAGACUUCCAGUGCCAUGGAAACCUCUCCAAAGCCUGUCUAGCAGAAUGCUAUGAGAAUCACUUCACGAGGCCUGUGUUUGGUGUUUGGUAUGUGGUUGGCUUUGCCUUUUCCUCUGUCUUUUUUGUGAUGGAGUUUUUUGUCUCCCAAAGUGUGCAUAAGCAAACCAAGAUAUUUAAGAAGGAACAUUUAGAAAAGAAGUCCAUUAACACCAACAGCAAUGUAGACCACAUGGAGACAAACGAAGAUGAAAUUUUUGACUUAUCCCGGGAAAAGCCCCUAUUGGCAAUGUAUCUUGUCUACUUUCUCACACAGUUGUCCAUACAGGUGAUCUUCUUGGCCAUUCUUAUUCACUAUCACCUACCACUGAUUAAAAAACCCAUUUGGUGCAGUACCCACAUGUGUCAUGGACCUUAUGCAUGUGUGGUAUUGGGGACACAAGAAAAGAUGAUGUCCAUCAUACUUCUGGCUACACUCUCAGUGGUUAUCAUGAUGUUUUGUAUUAUGUUCUUCCUGUACACCAUUAACACAUACCUAGUCAUGGUACGUAAAUCUGCCUGAGAAAUAUAGAGGCUCUUUAAAAUCCUGAUGGUAGCCUGAUGAUCACCACUGAUUACAAAACAUGGAAUGAUUACAGAGGAGCCCAGUAGCAGUCUUCUGCUGAAAAAAAUAUGUAGUUUAUCAUUGAUCUCACAUUCCCAGAACAUUCUUCUCUUAGAAAAAUAAACUUGGAUGUGGGACAAGCUUG